AAGCCACACACCUUGCACCCGACGUGCAACUCCUUGCAGCAGAACCGAGCGCCCCUUCCCACCGCAGUUCGCGGCGUGGAGUGUUCACUGUGCAUCGCAUCUGCCUAAGGACCGACUUCACCUACCACCGCUCAUAGUUUCCAUCUGGGGCGUGCUUGCUGUCGAAGCCCAUACCUUGCGUUGGGGCGAGUUUGCACAGGCUCGCAAAUUCUGUGCGUCGCACACUCCCGCGUCGAUGAUAUAUUGGAAAUCCACACUAGUUUGACUUGUAUCUUGUUUCCAUCUUCGUAGCUCGCACGCGAAUCUGAGAUAGUCAGCUCUUUCCGACGCAGUUUGCUGCUAGGCGCACCUCUUGUGCUCCACCUUCCUCCUCCAUCGAAGUAGCUUCGCAAUCCCAGUAGAGGCAACUCUCGUGCCCCACUCUAGUUCCCUUCCACUCUCCCUUGUGGCCGCCCCACGCGUCGCACUCUCUCGAUUACAGGACGCUGCCGCAGGCAGUGCACAGAAUCUGUCCUGUUCUCAGUUGGCAGCUCGUCUCACCUCUCAAAUCCCCCGUUGCGUCGAAUCGUUGAGUCCCUCCUCGCUAGUUUGUGCAACGAGUCCCAACGGCCUUUCUCCCUCCUCCCCCUUCCUUCCUCGCUCCUGCUUUAUCUGUCUUCAUCACUCCUGUUGUCUCUCGUGCCCGUUUCCCGCUCCCACUCCUGCCCCCGCCACUCCCCGCGGCCGCUCAAUCCCCAUGCCCGGCACCACAUCGCACCUCCCCCACAUGCCGCCGCCCAGCAGUCGUCACCAUCACACCGUCCCUCCUCUCAACCCCGCCCUAUCUCUCCUCGUCCUCGCGCUUGCCGCGUCCCUUCCGCUCCUCUCCGCCGCCGCUCCCGCCGGCGGGGGAGCGGGGAGCACGAGCCUGGUGCUGCUUCCGCCGAGUCGAUACGGCGCGCGAUGCUUGGACGGCAGUCCGCCGGGGUUCUACCACCGGCAGGGGAACGGCGCGGGGGCGAACAAGUGGCUGAUAUACCUGCAGGGCGGCGGGUGGUGCUACAGCGCCACGGGGUGCGCGUAUCGCGCGAGCACCGUGCUGGGGACCACGCGCCUCUAUAAGCCUCCCUCGGACCCCGCGUUCGAGCCCACGCUGCGCAAGUACGGCACCGAGUUCCGCGGCAUGCUGAGCGCGAGCGCGCAGGAGAACCCAGCGUUCUUCAACUGGAACACCGUCAUGGUGCUCUACUGCGACGGGGGGGGCUUCGCGGGCAGCGGGCAGCGCAUCGCGGUUAACCGCACCACCACGCUCUACUCGGACGGCUCGCGGAUCGUCGACGCCGUGCUGCAAGAGCUGACGGCGCGGCGCGGCAUGGCGGCGGCCGCCAAGGUGGUGCUGAGCGGGUGUUCCGCGGGAGGGCAGGCGGUGAGCGCCGUGUGCAACCGCGUGGGCGCCGCAGUGCCGCGCGCGGCCGUGAAGUGCCUCAUGGACGGCGGGUUCUUCCUGGACGCAGACGACGUGACGGGGCAGAAGUACUUCCGCAGCGUCGCCAAGGAGAUCGUCGCCAUGCAUAAGCCGGUUGUUGAUCCCGACUGCCGACGAACGUACGGCACACAGGUGUGGAAGUGCUUCUUCCCGCAGAACAACCUGUUCUUCGUGCGGCGGCCCGUGUUCGUGGUGAACUCCAUCGCUGACUAUGCCGCCAUCGACAUCGCCAACCAGGGCCAGAACGCCUCCUCCACCUCGCGCAUCACGCACUGCAUGAACCAGCUCUUCGCUAGUAACAAGGCUGCCGCUGCUGCUGCUGCUGCUGCCAGUGGUGGCGGUGUUGCUGCUGCUGCUGCUGCCGUUGAUGCUGUGGGGGGGGAAGGGGGAGGUGCUGUGAUGGCAGCAGGUGCUGCGGGGUCUACUCACGGCAAGCUUGCGAGCAUCAGCAACCACUGGAGAGACCGUAAAGAGCGCAACAGCGACAGCAUCAGCAGCAACAGCAGCAGCAGCGGCGGCGGGUGCUCGUCGGCGGAGCUGGCGGCGAUUCAGACGUACUCGCGGCGGUCCAUUAUGCGCAUCCGCGCCGUGCUGCGCGCCAAGCCCACGUUCGGGUUCUUCCUCGUUGGCACCAUUGGGCACUGCACCACCAUCUACCCGCAAUGGGGUCAGGUCACACGGAAAAGGGAGAAUCUCCGGCAGGAAAUCACUACUUGGAUCGGCCCGUAAUGCUUGGAUGAAGCAGCUUGAAGGAAUAAAAUGCGAGGAAACUGUUGGCACUGUGAGAGGGUGGGGUGGCAAUGGUGAGAGGGAUUCUGGGAGGGCUGCUGUGGCGCUACGCUACUGGGUGGGUUCCUUUGUUUGAGAUAGCAUCGUGCUUUCUCACAAUUGUAUGAUAAUUGUGAAAUAAAAUGGCCCAUCAAUA
Molecule: messenger RNA, 2390 nt
Organism: Closterium sp. NIES-67
Lineage: Eukaryota; Viridiplantae; Streptophyta; Zygnematophyceae; Desmidiales; Closteriaceae
Source: the annotation of a GenBank genome assembly